CAAAAUUAUUGUCAAUUUCUAUUUGAAAAGAUUCAAUAAAAAAAUUAAUUAAAGAAAAAAAAACUUUGUUAAGCACUUCAUGUACAAGUUGUGAGCAUGCAUGCAGUUAUGCUUCACUUAUACAUUCAGGACUCUUCAUUACGGAAAUUGACAGUGUGUAGUGCGUUUUAAAUUAUUGGCAUACCGCAAUUUAUAAUUAUCGAUAACAUUUUUAAACAAACCAGGAUUAUUUUGAUUUGCUUGCGCAUUGGAAGCGGUGCUGGUUGCAAUGCCGAAUAUAACAAAAAAUAUAGAUUUUAAUAUGGAAGUUGAUGUCUUGACAUCCGCAACUGUUGCAAACGUUGUAAACUCAAUUCUUGAAUUCCUUUUGUAUCAACGAAAUCAGAUUCCUUUCGUGUAUAAAACAUUAAAACAUUACACUCAGUUGUGGGAGGACCAAAGUCAAGACGAUGAAGUUACGACUGUAAGGCAGUUUAAUAUAAAUAGACAAAGGGAUUUAGUUAAAACGACGAAGGAUUCAAUAAGUGAAAUGCGUCAGCUAAUACAUACGUCAUUUCAAAACAACAUUAUAAAAAGGUUGCGUUUCCUAUUUGGUACAACGACUUUAACACCGAGAGAAGCCUAUACAAUACACAUACCCACAGAGUCAAUAGCAAUUAAACACUAUUAUGAGCAUCACCAAAUGUCGCCAGCAGCGCUUAACAAGGCUUUAGUUAAUUUGGUAACAACGCAGGAAUUGUAUGAUAUAUUUACACACGACUUAAACACUACAAAUGUUUACUUAGAAUUAGAAAUGGUAGAUGAUAUUAACGCAAUUAACAGCUCCCGCAUGUUCCGUAAAACAAUAAGUCAAUUGCCUCAAAGCUGCAAAGACAUACAUUUCCACUUAUUGCAUGUUUCCUCUGCCAAUUUUGAAAACAAUUCUCUAAAGUGCUGUAAGGAGCUAAAAAUAUUUGAGGACUCCGAAAUUUUAGAAGUUACAGAAGAUUGUGCAAAUACAAGCAAUGACACAAGUUUAGAGCAAAAACAAGAUCAACUUGAAUGGUAUGAAUCUGAAGUGAUAGUGCGUGGUUUGAAAGAUAAAACUGUGCACGGUAUGAACAUGUGGAGAAAAUAAUUUCUUAUUUCCGAAAGCCGACUGAUUCUAAAACGCAUGCAAUACAAAUUAUUUUAUUACAUUUAAUCCACAGAAAUUUUUCGAUAGUGUUAUAUCGUAUUUCUAAUAUCCCAUUUAUUUGAUUUAAGAGCGGUUUGUUGCUUGAAAUUGGAAUAUUUUAAUCUUCGCACAAAAGUACAAACAAUAUAUACAAUUAUAAAUUACAUGUUAUUAAAGAUUUGCACAUAUUAAUGAUGUUUAUA
Teleopsis dalmanni is the source of this 1359-nucleotide messenger RNA. RefSeq lists its product as uncharacterized. The record is from RefSeq and is a predicted model, not a curated record. Gene Ontology annotation, cellular component: nucleus. Gene Ontology annotation, biological process: regulation of exit from mitosis. NCBI's taxonomy places the organism in Eukaryota, Metazoa, Arthropoda, Insecta, Diptera, Diopsidae.